Molecule: messenger RNA, 1761 nt
Organism: Fraxinus pennsylvanica
Lineage: Eukaryota; Viridiplantae; Streptophyta; Magnoliopsida; Lamiales; Oleaceae
Source: the annotation of a GenBank genome assembly
AUGUUCCCUUGGGUUUUGCUAGAAUUUUUGUUGUUUUGUUUUGCUACCAACUAUGGUGUUGAAGCAUCCCAUGAAGUGUACACGAGUUUACAAUCCUUGUCUGCAGUGAAUGUGAAGCAAGUAUACAGAACCGGCUUCCAUUUUCAUUUGGAGAAGAAUUGGAUCAACGAUCCAAAUGGGCCUCUAUAUUACAAGGGAUUCUAUCAUCUCUUCUACCAGUACAACCCCGAAGGUGCUGUGUGGCGCAAUAUUGUUUGGGGUCAUUCGGUAUCAAAAGACUUGAUUAACUGGAAAAAAUUGGAGCCUGCAAUUUUCCCAUCAAAGACAUUUGAUAAGUAUGGCUGUUGGUCUGGAUCAGCCACUGUCCUCCCAGGUAACAAACCUAUUAUUCUAUACACUGGAGUUGUAGAUGAAAAUAUCACAGAGGUCCAGAACUAUGCAGUUCCAGCAGACUAUUCUGAUCCAUACCUCCGGAAGUGGAUCAAGCCAGAUAACAACCCAUUAAUAGUUGCGGACGAGUCUAUGAACACGACUGCAUUCCGUGACCCAACAACUGCUUGGUUGGGCCAGGAUGGGCGCUGGAAAAUAUUGGUGGGAGGUAGGAGAAAGCAUAGAGGAAUUGUUUUUUUGUACAGGAGUAGGGAUUUCAUGAAUUGGGUUAAGGCCAAACAUCCAUUGCAUUCUUGUGCCAAUACUGGAAAUUGGGAAUGCCCUGAUUUUUUUCCAGUAUCAUUGCAUGGUACAAAUGGUUUGGAUACCAGCUCUUUGAUGGAGGAAAAUAAAAUUAAGCAUGUUUUGAAGGUUAGCCUUGAUGAGACUAGAUAUGAUUACUAUACACUUGGUACAUAUUUCCCUCAAAAGGAUAGGUAUAUUCCUGAUAAGAACAUGGUUGAUGGUUUGAGGGGAUUAAGGUAUGACUAUGGUGAUUUUUAUGCCUCGAAAUCAUUCUUCGACCCUAUCAAGAAACGAAGGAUCAUGUGGGCCUGGGCUAAUGAGUCAGACACAGUCUGCGACGAUUUGAGAAAGGGUUGGGCUGGAAUUCAGACAAUACCACGUACAAUUUUGAUUGAUCCUAAUGGAAGACAAUUGCUACAAUGGCCUGUCGAAGAAUUAGAAACUCUAAGAAGGGAAAAAGUAGAGUUGCGCGAAAAAAAGCUCAAGAAGGGAGAGCAUGUCGAAGUUAAAGGAAUAACAGCUGCACAAGCUGAUGUUGAAGUAACCUUCUCUUUCCAUUGCUUGGACAAGGCGGAAAAAUAUGAUUCCAGUUGGGAUGAACAUGAUGCACAAAAGCUUUGUAGCCAAAAGGGUUCUACUGUUCAAGGUGGGGUUGGACCAUUUGGGCUCUUGACAUUGGCUUCACAUGAUCUAAAAGAAUACACUCCUGUCUUCUUUAGAAUUUUCAAAGCUAAUUCCAAGCAUGUGGUUCUCAUGUGCUCUGAUGAAUCAAGCUCGUCCUUAGAGGAAGGAUUGUACAAGCCUUCAUUUGCAGGAUUUGUUGAUGUAGACCUAACAGACAAGAAGCUCUCUCUUAGGAGUCUGAUUGAUCAUUCAGUAGUGGAAAGCUUUGGUGCUGGAGGAAAGACAUGCAUUACAUCUAGGGUUUAUCCUACCCUGGCUAUUUAUGAGAAUGCUCAUUUGCAUGCAUUCACCAAUGGCACUGCAACCAUCAUAAUUGAGAAGUUGGAUGCUUGGAGCAUGAAGAGUUCUCGGAUUAUGCUCAUUUGCAUGCAUUCAACAACGGCACUGAAACCAUCAGAAUAG